CUGAGCAAUACACUCGCUUAUACUGCAACAAGUAUAUCCUUUUAGGACGAUCUUUUGGUCCUGUCUUUAACCCACUCUUACUAGAGCAAAGUGGUAGGAAAAUGAAAAUCCUUACUUUGAUCGUUUUCGCAUACGCGGCGUGCGGCGCUCGAAGUGAGGCCAGUCCAUUUUUUAAUAAACUUACUGAAAAAAGUGCUAGGCAGAAGAGAUUACUUUUUUAUGAUGAACAAGGUCGCUUAGUAAAAACUUACGGAAACCCCCUUUACCACAUUGGACAGAAUGACCAAGAAAACCUAUUCUAUUGGAGUUUCUUAAACACGUUUUUAAGUCCCAUUUUCCCAACAAACUUGGGGAAAACUUCCAUAGCUUAUAUGGUACCAGUCUCGGACGCAGUGAUACAGAAGAUCAACAGAGACCCCAUUUACCAGAACAAGCUUUUCAUUCUAACAUAUAGAGACCCAAUAGUGGAAAUCAAUCCUCUCUGUUCAGGAAAGCGAGCUCAAAUACCUUCACCGAAUCUGUGCAACAAUUUCUUAAACUGCUGGGAUGGUUGGGCGUUUGAGCAGGAAUGUCCAACUGGUCUUGUUUUCUCCAAUGAAGGGUUCUGUGACUACCCCUAUAACGUUGACUGCAGAGAUAGGAAAUUGAAAGAUCCACGACCACCAUGCAAUAAGGACUUCGAAGCGUUCACUAACGAAGCUGACUGCAACGAAUUUUUCGUAUGCGUAAGCGGUCUUCCAGUCAGAUUCAAGUGUCCCGCUGAUCUCGUCUAUAGCGAGAAUCUUGGAGUGUGUGACUAUAAAAGUAGAGUUGAAUGCAACGUCACUCUUGAAACAACGAAGGUUCCAUCAACUACACAAAUGACGUCAUCUUCUUCAGAAGCAAACUCUAUUAUACAAAACGUACCUGGUUUUACUGCACCAGCUAUUCCAUCUUCGACGUCAGCUCCCGCAGACAAGAAAGUCGUGAUAAAUAAAAUGGAAUAUAAUACACAAACAUGGUCGUCUACACACGUCGCUUUUUCUCGUCAAGAUGCCAUUCGCCAACUUGAACUUAACCGAAUGGAUCAAGUUAAUGAAGAUAAUUAAAUAUCACUUUUUUGUAAGGCUUAUUAUAUUUUAGAAUUUGACA
Molecule: messenger RNA, 1131 nt
Organism: Nymphalis io (European peacock)
Lineage: Eukaryota; Metazoa; Arthropoda; Insecta; Lepidoptera; Nymphalidae
Exons: 7
Coding region: 102-1088 (328 amino acids)
Cellular component (GO): extracellular region
Molecular function (GO): chitin binding
Source: RefSeq, a predicted model, not a curated record